AUGAAAAGAGUCACAUCUGAAAAAUCUGAUGAUGCAUCAAAAAAGCAGAAGACUACGGAUCCGGAGAAGGUAAUUUUUUAAAACAUUUUUGAUAUACAAUCCUAGAAACUUUGAAAAGAUGUUUUUUUUUAAGGAAAUCGACGAUUUUUUGGCAAAUAUCCAGGGAAGCGAGAUGGAUUCGCUGGAAUAUUUCAGCGCCAAAUCCACGUUACACAUCGGAUUGAAAAAUAAAAAAGAAAGUUCGAUUGGUUUUCUCGGAUUCGGUGGUAAAAUUGGAGCGAGAUGAGACAAAUGAAGUUUUUUCGAAAUCCGAAGCAGGAACAUCUCAAAGUGAAAUGAUCUCGAAAUAUUUUCAAAUAAUCAUUGAAAAAUCGGCGGAUUUUUUGAAAAACAUUGAAAUCUCUUCAGAGGAUUUUCCAUUCUCCUCAACAAAUAUCAAAAACUGCAAAAACUUGGAAAAUCUCAACAUUUCACACAAUGGAGAUAGUUUCGAUUUGAUAAAAAGUGGAUUUUUGAGUCAAGAUACAAUAUUUCAAAUCAGAGAAGAUAUUUCGAUUCAUGGUUUUUUAUUGGUUGGCGAAAUGUUGGAUUUCGAAAAAAUUAAGGCAAAAAAUGUGUCUUGCGAUAAAGUAACAGGAAGUGUUUAUGAUGUUUUGUUCAAUUAUUUGAACAAAUUUCAAGAGGAUAAAGUUGAGAAUAUCUUUGAAAAUAUUGAUUUGGAGAUGAUCCCAGAAGAAGUUGAGAUGGUUUCAGAUGAAGAAGACGAAAAUGAAGAAUAUUAUGGAUAUCCUUUUAAUUUUAGAAGAGAUGAUUAUCCAGAUUAUGAAAUAUUACAUCAAGAUUUUGAAGCACUUUUUGGAGAAUUUGAGAGCGGAAAUGAAGCAGAAAUGUGAGUUUUUUCUUGAAAAAUCCAAUUAUUUUGGAUUUUCAGCGACGAAUCAGAUUGUUCCUUCCAAGUCUCCAACAAAACCAAUCAAUUCAAAAUCGAAUGCCAUGGAAAUAGUCUUCAUCUUGAAAAAUCCUAA
This is a messenger RNA of Caenorhabditis angaria, 1025 nucleotides long. NCBI's taxonomy places the organism in Eukaryota, Metazoa, Nematoda, Chromadorea, Rhabditida, Rhabditidae. The record is from the annotation of a GenBank genome assembly.